Molecule: messenger RNA, 639 nt
Organism: Thlaspi arvense
Lineage: Eukaryota; Viridiplantae; Streptophyta; Magnoliopsida; Brassicales; Brassicaceae
Source: the annotation of a GenBank genome assembly
AUGACAUUUUGGAUACUAAUCACACAUCAACUCAACAGUGAAAUUAUUCAAGAGUAUGAACAACAUAUGCAAAUGUUGGCAGCGAAGCUGAUGUGGUUGGCAUUAGGUUCACUGGGAGUCGAUCAAAGAGAUACUAUAUGGGCCGGGUCAAGUGCGGGCUUUCAAGAAGCCCAAGCCGCUAUCCAACUUAACCACUAUCCGAUAUGCCCAGAACCAGACCGAGCUAUGGGCCUUGCGGCCCAUACUGACUCCACUCUAAUGACCAUACUCUACCAGAACAACACAGCCGGUCUGCAGGUUUUCCGGGAUGACGUAGGCUGGGUCACCGUGCCACCUGUCCCUGGUUCGCUUGUGGUCAACGUCGGUGACUUGCUCCACAUUCUGACCAACGGAAUAUUCCCGAGCGUGCUUCACCGAGCCAGGGUCAACCACGUUCGGCCUCGCUUCUCCAUGGCUUACCUGUGGGGUCCACCUUCCGAUCUAGUGAUCUCUCCGCUUCCGAAACUCGUUAAUCCUCUCCACUCUCCUCUUUACCCAUCUCUCACUUGGAAACAGUACCUUGCAACCAAAGCUACUCAUUUUAAUCAGUCUCUUUCCUUUAUUAGAAACUAUCUGUCUUCUCCAGACCAAAUCUCUUGA